AUGGCUGCACCUCCUCGGCCUACCACAGUCGCGCCCAGAGACACUCAGCAAUAUGCUCUCAGCACUGGAUCGCGCCCCUACCGGUCACACAAAGUCCGGGCAUGCGACUUGUGCCGAAAACGCAAGUCUCGUUGUACAGUCGAUUUGCCUGGCCAGUCAUGCCUGCUGUGCAGAGUUCAGGGGGCAGAUUGCCAUUAUGGCGAGGACAAGUCAAGCCUGAUAGACCAGUCCGCACCAACUGCCAGUGCCGACACUAAGCCCUGGAGCAUGCCUCCCGAUACCAAAGGGCUGAAGAGAACCCAUGAUGAGAUGAGCUCGACGCCUCCUGCUAGAAAUCUCGUGGAAAUCCCACAGGCGGGCCCCAAGGAAAAUCUUGUCAAGCUUUCGUCUAAAGCAGAGAAUGACCAGCGCUGUAGGCACGGGCCGGGAGAGUCUGUACAUAUCAUCGGUCCAGUUGCUGCGGCCGAUGCUCAGGUUAUUGAGCGGUACAGCGAAAGGUCGAAUAACCACAGUCCAGACCGAAAGACACCGUAUAAUGUCUACUCCAAUGAUCCGAGAAAACCAAUUCUAUACACUACUGUAUCGAGGCGACGGCAGGGUCUCAGGACGACUGGAACUCCCGGUGAAAACCAAAGGGAGGUUAUCGAGCAGGUAUUGGGCCCGUUCAAGCAUGAUCUAAUCAAGAUAUUCCUUGACAAGAUUAAUGCUUCAUUCCCAAUAUUUGAUGAAGAAGCAUUUUUGAGUGGGUAUGAGGCUCAAGAUGACAGUGUCCCGCCUGCAUUGCUGUGUCAGGUAUAUGCUACAUCAUUAAUAUAUUGGAACCAAUCACCGAUCCUCGCUCCACAUCCAAAGCCUGAUGUCAGUGGCCGCACCGUGGCCCUUGCGCAUUGUUUAGGCCUCAAUCGAGAUCCAAGCAACUGGAAAUUAUCCCGUGCAGAGAAGAACCAGCGUAUUCGGCUCUGGUGGGGGGUGGUCAUUCACGAUAAAUGGGCAAGUUAUGGCCAUGGUGUACCGCCGCAUAUCUCACGCAAUCAGUAUGAUGUUCCUCUUCCCACAAUCAGCGUCCUAGUGCCGCAAGCAAAUCCCACGCAGCAAAGAGUCAGAACUGCGCAUUGCUAUAUCGCUUUGUGCCAGUUAACUGAGAUUCUCGGCGAUCUUCUUCCUUUGGUAUAUGGACUCCAACCGAGACCUUCGAAGGAGACAUCAAAAAUCCUCAGGAGAAUGAGAUCAGACCUGGAUCGAUGGGAAGAUUCUUUGCCGGAUUGGCUAAAAGUGCCACAAGACCAAGACACCCCGUCAACAUCGGGAGCCAGCAGCAUGCAGCUAGCCUUUUUAGCGCUCAAAAUGCUUGUUUGUAGAGUUGAGCUCCAAGAAGUUAACCCCUCAGACAACCCAAACACAGAGGCCCGUCGAUACUUCCAAACAGAAUGCAGGAAGGCUGCCGAGGAAAUAGUUCAGUUUAUGCUCUCGCUACGAAAACCGCAGUACCAAGAGUUUUGGAUGUCCUACAGUUCAUACCACUUGACAUCAACAGCAACUCUUCUCGUCCGCUCUGCUCUAGAGACAUCUGAUCCAGAGAUUGCUCGAUCCUGUCUCAAUAACGUCAGCAUUCUCCGCGGUGUUCUUGAAAAAGCACGUUCUGAAAAUGACUGGGAUGUUGGCGACAUGUGCCUUGACCACUGCGAGAAGAUUUUAAGCAAGCAUACCACUGAGGAGGUUGUACAGGCUUCAGAGCUCAAUCGAAAUGCAACCAUAAAUCACCAGGGUUCCGAUGCCACCGAAGCUGUCGCAAUGACACCGUACGAUCGAGCAAACCACAAUGAUAUUGUUGACGACAUGAUGUCCAUUUCCGGUACAUUUGGAACGAUGGAUGGUUUUCCUUUCGAUAUGACCGGAAUCUGGGAUGUAUCGGGCCUGCAAGACCAGGACACCAAUUUCAUGAACAUGACGCCGUUGCCGUAG
This is a messenger RNA of Nannizzia gypsea CBS 118893, 1962 nucleotides long. RefSeq lists its product as hypothetical. Lineage: Eukaryota; Fungi; Ascomycota; Eurotiomycetes; Onygenales; Arthrodermataceae. Gene Ontology annotation, cellular component: nucleus. The record is from RefSeq and is a predicted model, not a curated record. Gene Ontology annotation, biological process: DNA-templated transcription. Bases 1 to 1962 code for a protein of 653 amino acids. Gene Ontology annotation, molecular function: DNA-binding transcription factor activity, RNA polymerase II-specific; zinc ion binding; DNA binding. The transcript has 6 exons.